Molecule: messenger RNA, 2254 nt
Organism: Cucumis melo (muskmelon)
Lineage: Eukaryota; Viridiplantae; Streptophyta; Magnoliopsida; Cucurbitales; Cucurbitaceae
Exons: 8
Coding region: 318-1754 (478 amino acids)
Biological process (GO): positive regulation of ERAD pathway
Molecular function (GO): ubiquitin protein ligase activity
Source: RefSeq, a predicted model, not a curated record
GACUCUUGAAGAGAGGCUUUUAGGCAAUGAGCUGAAAAAGUCGCAUUUUUUGUGCCAAUACGACUCGGCUUCCACGUGCCACUCCUUGCCCUUCCACUAUUGCCUUCCAUUUUCUCCGUUUUUCUUCUUCUUCUUUUCCCCUUCCCCAAAUCCCACCGGCGACCCUCCGACCCAUCUCCAUCCGCCUCUUUUUCCGGCUGUCAAACUCCCAUUUCUCCUUUUUCUCCUUUUCCUCUGGUGGGAUUUCGAAGGGUCGAUUCGGUAACCACGGGGAAGUUCGAAGGUUAGGGCUUUUCUUCACUUGGGCCUCUCUGAAAAUGGAGACUUCCUCCUCCAAUUCUGAUCCUUACUCCAAUUCUUCUUCACCCACAACUGCUCGUACCUCCUCCAGAUUUGGCUUAUCCCUCCCUUCUCUCAAUUUCUUCCGUUCCCCUUUGUCUGUCAUCUUGGAUUACUCUGGAAUUCUUCCCACUAGAGCUGUUCGUGAUGAAUCCGACCCUGUAAUUAACGCUGCUGCUACUCCUGAUUUGCGGGGUUUUUCUCAAAAUCAGAAUCACUUGAUACCCACUUCUUCUUCUUCUUCUUCUGUUACAACUUCUUCCGCUAAUACUAUUCCUUCUGGGGAGGUUUCGAUACGGAUUAUUGGGUCUGGUGAGCAAGAUCCUUCUCCUAGUGCCUUGUUGCCAAAUCAGGUUGGUUAUGAGCAAAAUGGUAGACUUCCUGUUUCUGGGGAUCAGCCGGAAUCCCCUGAUGAGGAACGAGUUCCAUUGGUGUCUACUGCUUCUUCGUCUAUUCAAUCUGGAGGCAGUCGUGUUGAUGGAGAAUCUGGAAAUGGAAUGGAAGAGAGUGUCAAUAGAGAUUCUUCUUACCAGAGAUAUGAUAUUCAGCAGGUUGCCAGAUGGAUUGAACAAAUUCUUCCAUUCUCUUUGUUAUUGCUGAUUGUCUUUAUCCGUCAGCAUUUAGAAGGGUUUUUCAUCACAAUUUGGAUAUCAGCUGUUAUGUAUAAGUCAAAUGAUAUUGUCAAGAAACAGACUGCUCUAAAGGGGGAGAGGAAAAUUUCUGUCCUUGCUGGAACUUCCAUUACGUUUUUGGUUCAUGUAAUUGGGAUUUACUGGUGGUGUCAUAGUGACGAUCUUCUAUACCCCUUAGUCAUGCUUCCACCAAAGACUGUUCCUCCUUUUUGGCAUGCCUUGUUCAUCAUUUUGGUCAACGAUACAAUGGUGAGGCAGUUUGCAAUGGCUCUCAAAUGUUUUCUUCUUAUCUACUACAAGAAUGGCAGAGGCCAUAAUUUUCGUCGGCAGGGUCAAAUUUUAACUCUUGUGGAAUACACUCUUCUAUUGUACCGUGCAUUAUUACCAACACCUGUAUGGUACCGAUUCUUCUUGAAUAAAGAUCAAGGGAGCCUCUUUUCGUCAUUGACAACAGGAUUGUAUUUAACUUUCAAGCUAACGUCUGUUGUUGAGAAGAUUCAAUCAUUUGUUGCUGCAUUUAAGGCACUAUCACAAAAAGAAGUCCAUUAUGGAUCAUAUGCCACUUCAGAACAGGUAAAUGCUGCGGGAGAUCUUUGUGCUAUUUGCCAGGAGAAGAUGAAUGCUCCAAUUCUAUUACGUUGUAAGCACAUCUUCUGUGAAGAUUGUGUUUCUGAAUGGUUUGAAAGAGAAAGAACUUGCCCUCUUUGCCGAGCACUGGUAAAGCCUGCAGAACUCCGUACAUUUGGUGAUGGCUCGACCAGCUUACUCUUCCAAUUGUUCUAGACAAAAAUUUUUCGAUUUCCCGACAUAACAAAUCUAUCAGUUUAACAAGGGAAGAUAUUGAUUAUUGAACGAAAAGGGGGAAGAACAAAGAUAAAAGGGAGAAAGAAGAAGAAAGAGGAAAAACAAAACAUCCAGGCAAUCCUGAAGAUAUUGUGAAAUUCAAAGUUGGAUUAGUAUUAUGUUGAUGCUUUAUAAUCUCAUUGUGAUGAGUUAGAUCCCCAAACAGAAGAUGGAUUUAAUAAAAUCCCAUUUCAUUGAAUACAAUGAAAUCUAAUUUUUUUAACAGAGGAAAGGGCUCCAACUGUGAGAACUGCAAUGUUAUAUGAGAAUUGAUAGAGAAUAAGUGUAAUCCAAUCCUUAAAGAUGAUUAUUCCUUGUAAUUUAGGUAUGGAGAGGCUGCCAUGUGAAUUUGGUGGUCAGUCUCCAUUCGUGAUGUAAACACAGAAAUGGCAAUGAUUUUUAUGUCUAGUAAUUGUUUAGAAAAAAAAUCAUUUACUUUC